Molecule: messenger RNA, 1560 nt
Organism: Camelus dromedarius (Arabian camel)
Lineage: Eukaryota; Metazoa; Chordata; Mammalia; Artiodactyla; Camelidae
Product: alcohol dehydrogenase E chain
Exons: 9
Coding region: 57-1313 (418 amino acids)
Biological process (GO): retinoic acid metabolic process; retinol metabolic process
Cellular component (GO): cytosol
Molecular function (GO): zinc ion binding; all-trans-retinol dehydrogenase (NAD+) activity
Source: RefSeq, a predicted model, not a curated record
GAUUUGGCUUAGCCUAAGAAUAAGCUGAUGGGCAUGGCUUAAAGAUCCCAGAUCACAUGUGUAGAAUUGGGCAUUGCUCAAGCAAACAGACAUCUGUGCACUGUAUCUGCUGUACGUACUUGAGCAGAGAAGAGUCUGCAAGAAGCAAGAAGUCACAUCUCCUGGCCUGCAGAGAAAACAGAAACAUGAGCACAGCAGGAAAAGUAAUAAAAUGCAAAGCGGCUGUGCUGUGGGGGGUUAAAAAACCAUUUUCCAUUGAGGAGGUGGAGGUUGCACCUCCUAAGGCCCAUGAAGUUCGUAUUAAGAUGGUGGCCACAGGAAUCUGUCGUUCAGAUGACCAUGUGGUUAAUGGAUCCUUGGUCAUGCCUCUUCCUAUGAUCCUAGGCCAUGAGGCAGCCGGCAUUGUGGAGAGCAUUGGAGAAGGGGUGACUACAGUAAAACCAGGUGAUAAAGUCAUCCCACUCUUUGUUCCCCAGUGUGGAGAGUGCAAUGUGUGUAAACAUCCAAAAGGCAACUACUGCUUGAAAAAUGAUGUGACCAAUCCUCGGGGGACCCUUGUGGAUGGUACCUCCAGGUUCACCUGCAAAGGGAAGCCCAUCCACCAUUUCCUCGGCACCAGCUCCUUCAGCCAGUACACAGUGGUGGAUGAGAUGUCAGUGGCCAAGAUCAAUGCAGACUCACCACUUGAGAAAGUCUGUCUCAUCGGCUGUGGAUUUUCUACUGGUUAUGGGUCUGCAGUCAAUGUUGCCGAGGUCACCCAGGGCUCCAUCUGUGCCGUGUUUGGCCUUGGAGGAGUUGGCCUGUCUGUUAUCAUUGGCUGUAAAGCAGCCGGAGCAGCCAGGAUCAUUGCGGUGGACAUCAACAAAGACAAAUUUGCAAAGGCCAAAGAGGUGGGAGCCACUGAGUGUGUUAACCCUCAUGACUAUGACAAACCCAUCGAGGAGGUGCUGAAGGAAAUGAGUGGUGGAGGUGUGGAUUUUUCAUUUGAAGUCAUUGGUCAGCUUGACACCGUGAACUCUGCCUUGUUGUGCUGUCACGAAGCAUAUGGCGUAAGCGUUGUUGUAGGAGUGCCUCCUAAUUCCCAGACUCUCUCUGUGAACCCCAUAUUGCUGUUGACUGGACGUUGCUGGAAAGGAGCUAUUUUUGGUGGCUUUAAAAGUAAGGAGUCUGUCCCCAAACUUGUGGCUGAUUUUAUGGCUAAGAAGUUUUCACUGGAUCCUUUAAUAACCCAUGUUUUACCCUUUGAAAAAAUAAAUGAGGGAUUUGACCUGCUUCGCUCAGGAAAGAGUAUCCGUACCGUCCUGACAUUCUGAGACCGUACACGUGCCUUCACUUGUAGCAGUCUUCUGGCUCCUCCAUCAUCGGAAACAUCAGCCAAACAUCGUCAAUAAUUCUAUUCUUCAGAGAUGCUACUAAUAAAUUACAUAUGGGAGCUUUCCAAAAGAAAUCAAAAUUGAUGUAAAAUUAUCUUUCAAACAAAUGUUUAAAAUUCAAGUGAGAGCUAGAUGAACUAUCAUUUGGGUAACUGAGUCCAACAAACAUUCCUUCUUAAUCAUUCUA